Cladophialophora immunda is the source of this 1128-nucleotide messenger RNA. RefSeq lists its product as uncharacterized. The record is from RefSeq and is a predicted model, not a curated record. The transcript has 2 exons. The coding region runs from base 310 to 753 and encodes 147 amino acids. Lineage: Eukaryota; Fungi; Ascomycota; Eurotiomycetes; Chaetothyriales; Herpotrichiellaceae.
UACAAGGGGCGGGGGUGUCGGGCUCGACCUUCCGACGGCCCACAAGUCGCGACGUUGAAUAUGCUCGUGUUGUCUUGCUUCCACAAAUUUGGCUGCGUCUCCGAGUGUGGCGUCUGACCUCGCCGUCAACUCUGCCCCGAUCUGAAGAUUCGACCUCGCUUUGGCCUUUCAGAGGGAUUGCUUUAAAUACGGCAGACUCGCCAUGUGGUUGCUCAAAGUUUCAUAUCCCUUCUCGUACCUUUGUCGACGAAACUUUACCCUCUGACGCCUCUGUCUCCCUGGAUACUCCACCUCGUCACCUUUCACAGCAUGGACGCCAACUUCAAACCACUCUUCAGCACUGGCCGUCUUGCAAACAGCCUUCUACCCGCAAGAUUGACGGCGGAGAAUCUGAACAUGGCCCAUGGCAUCUAUGAGCAAAACGUGGGUCUGCAAGUCACCAGAGAGGACGCUCGUCGCGAACCCAAAAUCCAAACACUGUCGAUGAAUUUGGAACGUUGCAUGGCCAAAAGCACCGGUGCCGGGAUCAGUGCUGGCACCACAACCACAACGUUCGUCGCCAGCUCACAGGGCAAGGACUAUGUCGAUAGACAGGCACCGCCAGAGCUGGUGAUGAGCAUGGAAUCCCGACUGGACAUAUCAAAGUUGGACGAGGUAGACGUUCCCUCGGGCAUGCAUUGGACGUUGCGGGAAGAAAACGAGCCAGCAAAACCGGAUGGACCGAUCAAAGCUGGAGACCCAAAGCAGGGAUAGUAUUCAGGCAAGGGCUCAGGUGCGGACAGAGCCGUCGGUACCAUCAGAGGGACCAAGUACGAGUAAUGACAGUGUCACAAGGGGGGGGGGGUCGCUUGGACGAUACCAUCGGGCUCGACUUGCCUCGCCGAGGCCAUCUCCCAUCUGCCUUUCGGAGGAAACAAAAAAAAAGCACAAGGGGGAGAAAGGGAACAGGAAAAGAAAAGGAAGGCAGUCUCAAAGGCUGCCAACUGCAUAUAUUUGCCACUUUUCUUGGUGGAACCUAGAAUUCUUAGCGAAUCUCGCCCCAACGCGUGCAGCAUACUUCGAGAGACUUUGUUUCAACACAAUGUCAGGUCAUAGUCAGUAUAACUAAUCAAUAGACUGGUGUGGGAA